UCAAGACCGAAGCAGGGAGCUUCCAAGAGGCUCAGAAGCGGCGCUCAGAGUGCCAGCCCAUUGGUGACGCUGCUCCUAAGCAGCUAGGUGGGUGCAAACACAUGAAUCGUAGCUGCGGGCGGGAGGAAUAUCAGGUGCAUCUCUACGCCCCGAGGGCUCGACUCCUACACUUAAACCCCUCCCACUGGGACAGCCGGCUCCAGUUUCAGCCGGCGAGCGAGCGUGAGAACAGGUCCUGCUCUCGGGCACCGUCAGCCACGGCUCCUGACCCGACCGCUCCCAGCACUGCCUGGCUCCGCCCCCACCCCAAUGAGCGAGACCUCCCCCGUCAGACCCACAGCACAUGGAGGAGGCUGCAAAUAGAAGCACCUGGAAAGAAAGCCAAGGAGAAGCAGCAGCAGCCGCCAGAUCAUAAUCGCACAGGAGCCGGCAGCGACCGGACCAGCGAGGGGACCAGCACCCACACCACAAGAAGGAACAUGAGUCUUCUCAAAGAGCGAAAACCAAAAAAGCCGCAUUACAUCCCGAGGCCUCCAGGAAAACCCUUCAAGUAUAAGUGUUUCCAGUGCCCUUUCACUUGCAAUGAAAAGUCACACCUUUUCAACCACAUGAAGUAUGGUCUCUGCAAAAACUCCAUCACUUUAGUGUCAGAGCAGGACCGCGUCCCCAAGUGCCCCAAAUCCAACUCUCUGGACCCCAAGCAGACAAAUCAGCCAGACACGGCAGCAAAACCCACCUCUGCCAAGCCUGUUGCCAAUGGGCUCCCACACUUUGACACCAAGCUUCAGCAAAGCCUCGCCAAGGACGAUGCCAAGGAAAACGUGGAACUGCAUACACGUGGGCCCCACAGGUGCCCAGGACAGAAGUCUGCUCUCCACGAGGAAGCAGCACCCCUGAGUCCAGCUCCGGAAGCCACCAGGGGCACCCAGCCCGUUCUGGAAGGCAUCGUGCGGCCUUCAGCCUUUGUCCCAGUGGGAGAGCACAGACUCAAAGGGCCAGAGCACGCUGAGGCUCCUGAACUGCUGGCCCUGCCUGGCCCCACGGCCAAAGCCACCUCCUUCCACACCAAGUCUGCGUUCCAUGCUCCUGGUUAUCCGUGGAAAGCUGGCGCGCCUUUCCUCCCGCCAGAGUUCCCACACAAAAUCCCGUCUACAAAGGGGUUUAGUGCCAUUUCCCCUUACGUGCACCCCGCAAUCCCAGAGUACCAGCCACACUUUUACACAGAGCAUGGACUGGCCACCAUCUACUCACCCUACCUACUUGCUGGGAACUCACCUGAGUGUGAUGCCCCCCUGCUGUCCGUCUACGGGGCCCAAGACCAGAGGCACUUGCUGCCUCCCCCCGGGCCGGUCCCCAAGCACUUGAACCCCCCCUCGGCAUAUGACCAUUACAGGUUCUUCCAGCAGUAUCACUCCAACCUGCCAAUUCCUUAUGGAUUUUACAGACCAGAGUCUGCAUUCUCCUCCUACGGGCUCAGACUCCCACCUGUCACGGGCAUUUCCAGAGAUCACAGCUCUCACCUACUGGAAGAAACCGCCCUGCUCUACCCGGCCCUGAGUCCGUCCAAGUCAAGUCCUUCCAACACCCACAAAAAAAACACAGAGUUUGAGAAGGGGAGCCCAACUCCCGAGGCUAAAGACCCCUCCCAAGAUGGGCAGAGGGACACAGAGGGAACCAAAAUGAGCCCUCGCGCAGGCAGCGCAGCCACAGGCUCCCCGGGAAGGCCAAGUCCCACCAACUUCACGCAGACAAGUCAGCCGUGUGCCGGGCUGUGCGGCCUCUCGGACAAGCCAGCUGCCAGCACCCUGGGAAGGCUCCAUCAGCCUGAACACAGCCUCACAGCCUUCAAGCCUGUCAAGAAAAGCACAGAGCACCCAAAUUCCCAGGCUCUGGAAAACAGAGAAGAGUCCCCAAAAAGCCUUGAUGCCAUGAACGGCGAUGCUCCAGGCGAGACCAGAAGCGCAUCUCACGACCCAGAGGCCACACCUUCCAGCCCAGAAGAUGGCUCCAGGACAGCCCCGCUGAACCUCUCCAAGAAACCAGAGGCCAGACCAGCCACUCACAGCCCCGUGUACAAGGACUUUGCAGAGGUGCAGGACAUGCCUCUCAACCUCUCGGUGAAGGACCCCUGUAACGCCCUGACUCCGAGACCUCCCUUCCACAGCCCACCGCAAGAGGCAGAACCUGCCAGCACCGCUGCUCAAAACACUGACACGGAAACUUCCAAAGAUGGGCCAGAACACACCCAGGCGAACCAAAGCAGCCCUGAUGCUAUGGAGGCGCCACCAACAACGCCCGCUGUGAAGGCCCAGGACGCAAGAGCGCUGGACAGCAGUGAUGAGCAGAAGCAGACAGCGGCCGUGGCCCUCUGCCAGCUGGCGGCCUACAGCCCAGGGAACGUCCGGAUGGGCGAUGGGGAGCCCACGGCCCCGGAGUCCGCCUGCCCACAAGACGCACCCACCCUCAGCGCCACGGAAAACCCGGAGGCUCAGUGUGACCUCAGACCCAGAGGGCAAAAGAGGACAAGCCCCAGGGAUGCAGGGAAGUCCCAGCAAGGAACAAAGAAGACGAAGCCGAGUGACACAGCCAGAGUGUUCACCCUUCGUAAGAGAACACGGGUGUCUUAGUGCCGCUCUCGCCGGAUGCAGACACACCUUGCAAAGUAGGUUACGACAGCAGCAACUCUUGACUGGCACCGCAGCUUUCCCUGGUCAGUUUUUACAAUGCAGCUUCCUGCUUCUCAGGAAGGAAGGGGGAGUGGGGAGGGGGAGACAGAGAGGAAGGAAGGAAGGAAGGAAGGA
This is a messenger RNA of Prionailurus viverrinus (fishing cat), 2801 nucleotides long. RefSeq names its product zinc finger protein 750 (gene ZNF750). NCBI's taxonomy places the organism in Eukaryota, Metazoa, Chordata, Mammalia, Carnivora, Felidae. Gene Ontology annotation, cellular component: nucleus. Gene Ontology annotation, biological process: epidermis development; positive regulation of transcription by RNA polymerase II. Gene Ontology annotation, molecular function: DNA-binding transcription activator activity, RNA polymerase II-specific; promoter-specific chromatin binding; RNA polymerase II cis-regulatory region sequence-specific DNA binding. The coding region runs from base 102 to 2627 and encodes 841 amino acids. The transcript is spliced from 3 exons. The record is from RefSeq and is a predicted model, not a curated record.